Aspergillus oryzae RIB40 is the source of this 321-nucleotide messenger RNA. RefSeq lists its product as uncharacterized. The record is from RefSeq and is a predicted model, not a curated record. NCBI's taxonomy places the organism in Eukaryota, Fungi, Ascomycota, Eurotiomycetes, Eurotiales, Aspergillaceae. Bases 1 to 321 code for a protein of 106 amino acids. The transcript has 2 exons.
AUGGGUGUGGUUUUGGAAACACUGCACCCACGGCCCAAGGCCUUUGUUGUUGGUAUAGCCAUCGACCCUUCGUACUGUGGCGAGAUGGAGAAGGUCUGGAACAGCUACGUCGAAAACGUCCUGAGACCGGAGUCUGAGAAUGGGCAAUGGGAGAAUAACGCAUUCGUUGCUCUACCUCGCACGCAUUUUGUGGAUCCCAAGCAAGUAACAAGACCGCCGGCGAAUCUUGGCUGGGAGACAGAGAUGUUUCGACAGCUUGACAGUGUCUUUAGGCCCGAAGAGGUCGACAAAGGGAACCACAAGGUGGUUCCGGAGAAUUGA